AAUAUUUCGAUAAAGUUUCCUGAUUAUGUCUCACUACAAACUUUGGAAUGUAUAAAAGUAUUUGUGGACAAAAUAACAAUGGAUAUUUAUUGCAACAUUUCAAAACCUAUACAAGGAAUUGUCUUGAAUGGAUCGUCAGUGACACGAUUAUGUUCACUUUACAUCAGUAAAGGUAACAUUUAAUAAUACUUCACCCAUUCUAACUUAUUAAUCAGUAUUUUAUAUUACUUUUCCAAUAAAACCAUACGUUUUGCAUGCACUUUUUAAGGCAUUUAACAGCUGAGACAAAAGAUACAUUAAAAAAAAAGUGAUGCAUACAUUUACUUGUAUGCUGAUCCCUUUUACAGUCAAAAACCUUUUCUUUAUUAUUUCUUAAUAUUACUUUUAAACAUUAAUUGAAAUCCAAACACAGUACUUUAAAGUCAUAAUAUUAGGUUAGUACUCAAGCGAGUAAAGCAUUGCACUCAAUUUAUUUUUGCAUAUGCUUAUAUAUCUCCAUGAAAAAUGUUUGCAAAUUAUUGCACUUUGCCACAAAAGUCCAUGUCAACUGACCAUUUAAAGUAAGACUUAAAAGACAACUAUAUAAUAGUUUGUACAAUGAACUCAUAUAACUAAGCAAAAAGAGCUUUGUAAAUAAGACCAUGAUAACUCAAAUCUAAGAACUUUAAAAAUUAACAAAUUUUUCAUAAAUCAAUUGAUCUGCAGGUCGAAAUGUUGCUUUAAGACAAGCAACAUCUCAAACAUCAACAUACAGUGAGUCCCCAUUUUACUUUUCAAGCACUGCUGUAGAUGGUAAUGCUAAC
This is a messenger RNA of Lymnaea stagnalis (great pond snail), 803 nucleotides long. NCBI's taxonomy places the organism in Eukaryota, Metazoa, Mollusca, Gastropoda, Lymnaeidae. The record is from the annotation of a GenBank genome assembly.